AUGUGCACUUCCGAGCGCGUGACCCGCGACGCAAAUCAAUAUACGGUGGUUGUUUCGACUUGGCACGUUGACGGCGAUCGCAGGUAUCACGGUACCGAGGAAGUGAAAGACGGCGGGCGGUUCAACACAUCGCUGGAACUCGAUCAGAAGCUGUACCACCUCGCGAGGCUGAGGAUCGACAGCGUGGCGAAGGGGGAUGCGGGGGAGUAUAGGGCCGUGGCGAAGAACAAGCACGGCCAGGGGGUGGCGACCAUUAAUUUGAACUUCGAGGGUGGCGACAGGCUCAAAAUACCGGACGGUAAGCCGCCGCGCUUCCCGAAGAAGCCGACGAUCCGCCAGGAGGGCGACUUACUCAUCAUGGAAUGCAUCCUGGAGGCACAUCCGGUGCCGGACAUAACGUGGUACCAGGGUCAGAAAACGAUUGCCGACAGUAAACGCGUGAAGAUGUCGCGCAAGGCCACCGGCAAGGACACGUAUCUGCUGACCCUCGAGAUCACGAAUCCGACCAAGGGUGACGGUGGGAAUUACCGUUGCAACGCCUUUAACAACUUCGGCGAGAGUAACGCCAACAUCUCCCUCAAUUUCCAAGAGGAGGGCGCGGGUUGCGCUCCGUCCUUCAUCGAGAAACCUCGCAUCCUCCCGAAUGAGACCGGCACGCUGAUCACCAUGAAGUGCAAGUGCAAGGCAAAUCCCAAGCCGGAGGUCACGUGGUUCCGCGGCACCAGCGUGGUCAAGGAGUCGUCAAAGAUCUCGAUCAAGACUAAGACGGUCGAGGAGGACAUAUAUGAACUUAUCAUGGAGAUAAAAGAUCCAUCGGGACCAGACGGCGGCACUUACAGAUGUCACGUGAAGAACGAGCAUGGCGAGAGCAACGCCAAUUUGAAUUUGAAUAUCGAGGCGGAACCGGAACCGGAGGGAGACGGGCCGACGUUUGUGGAGAAACCACGGAUACGGUCGCAUAAUAAGGGCAAGCUUGUCGUCAUGGACUGCAAGGUGAAGGCGAAGCCGAAGCCGCAGAUUGUAUGGACCCGCGCCGGCCAAGUGGUGAAGGAGUCCUCGAAGAUUUCCCUCAGCAUCGUUGAAGAGAAGGACGAUGUUUAUUAUAUCAAAUUGUCUCUGAACGAUCCUGGACCAGACGAUUCCGGCCUUUACAAGUGCAACAUUAAGAACGACCUUGGCGAACUCAAUGCCAAUCUUACGUUAAACGUCGAAAUUAUACCCGUAAUUAAAGAGAAGCCAAAGGUAGUAAAGAUUGUCAAGAAGAAGACGGUCGUGAUUGAAUGUCACGUUCUUUCUCAAUUCGCACCUGAGUGUACGUGGUUUAAGGAAACUCAGGCCGUUAAAGAGGAUACUAGACACAAGUUGCAUGUCGAGCAAGUCAAAGAAGGUGAAUUUGCCGUGAAACUCGAAAUCGAACAAAUGUCGGCGACAGACAAGGGUACGUACAAAUUGGUGGCGCGCAACGAAAAGGGCGAAGCCACGUCGCAAGUAGUGGAAGUGACGGAAAUUCCAGACCAAGGAGAAAAACCAAAAAUUGUUACCGGCCUCAAAUCAAUUACUGUCGAGGAAGGCAAGACGGUCGAGCUCGUCGCCACUCUUGCAACGCAAGACCGAAAGGUCACUGUCACAUGGACUAGAGAUUCAACGGUCGUCAAAGCGUCAAAGGACAUCAUGAUCUCCUUCAACGGUCUGGAUAUGAAAUUGACCAUUACCUCUGCAUCGACAGAAUUUACGGGAUCAUAUAAAGUCGUCGUGAGCAACGAAUACGGUCAAGACGAAUCGUCGGCUCGUCUCGUCGUCAAGAAGAAAGAGGAGAAGAAGAAGGACGAGGAGGAGGAAGAGAAGAAGAAGAAGAAGGUCGAGAAGAAAGAGGAGAAGAAAGAAGAGGAAAAGAAGGAAGAGAAGAAGGUGGAGAAAAAGGCCGAAGAAAAGAAGGAGGAGAAGAAAGAGGAAAAGAAGGUAAUAAGUUCAACGUGGAGCGACGAUGAUGGCGGGAGAUCGGAGGAAUAUGAGGAGGAAGUGGAGGAAGAGGAGGAAGUGGUGAGUGUAAUUGAGUCCAGCAUUAUCAGCACGGAGGCCAUUCUCGAGGAAUCGGACUCUGAAAUUGUUUCUCGCGUCGAGGAUAAGCCCGAUUUGAAACCGAAUGGUAUCGACAAACCAGGGGUUGGGAAGAAAAUGGAGAUCUUACAG
Temnothorax curvispinosus is the source of this 2190-nucleotide messenger RNA. Its product is annotated as muscle M-line assembly protein unc-89-like. The record is from RefSeq and is a predicted model, not a curated record. The annotation marks the transcript as partial. The transcript is spliced from 12 exons. Lineage: Eukaryota; Metazoa; Arthropoda; Insecta; Hymenoptera; Formicidae.